Messenger RNA from Pimephales promelas (fathead minnow), 930 nucleotides. The record is from RefSeq and is a predicted model, not a curated record. NCBI's taxonomy places the organism in Eukaryota, Metazoa, Chordata, Actinopteri, Cypriniformes, Leuciscidae.
CUUGUUUCCAUGCAACUGUAAACAAUGAAACCGUACUGUAGGUGGGUUGUUCUCUUCGUCAAACAAACAAAUCAUUUCUGUCGUCGUUAACCUUACUUCGAAAUGGCCUAUUCACAGUCGCCUAAGAAGGCUGGUAUACCACGAGAGGUUUUGAAAUGGCUGCAAAGUCUUGAUUUACCGUUUUUUCCAAAAAACGUGCGCAGAGACUUUUCCAACGGAUACCUAGUGGCGGAAAUAUUUUCCUGGUAUUUCCCAGAGGAUUUUCAUAUGCACUCCUAUGACAAUGGAACUUCCUUGGCUACAAAACAAUCAAACUGGUCCCAGAUUGAGAAAUUUCUUGUGAAGCAAAACAUCUGUCUGAUCAAGGAGAUCGUAGAUGGCACAAUCCACUGUAAACCUGGAGCCGCAGAGCUUCUUGUACAGGAGAUUUACUGCAUGCUUACCAACAGAAGGAUCCAAACCAUACAGAAGAUGGAGGAAGGCUUCACAGACAAGGCUUACCAAGACCAGUUGCCCAUGGUGGCUCGUUCCACAGCCUCAGUGGCCAUAAAGAGCAACUUGAGACUCAGUGAGGUUUUAGCUGAACCAAACAUCAUCAUCAACCAGUGCAAGGUCCUUGCAAUCAUACACAGGCACAUAGAACACAGAAAAGAGGAGAGAACCCAAGACCCAAAACGAUUCGAUAUUAAGCCCACUCUUGGAGAACAGGCUGUCAGAUUGUCUCCACUGUUAGCCCACGAGAGCAAGCCAAACCUGCUGAUGAACACCAGUCAAGCAGCUUGUUAAGUGCCUGGCCCUGCAUUCCCAACAGAAGGAUGAGAUAUACGUUUCAGAAGCAAAUGCUUUGCGGAUAUUGGAGGCAAAUAAUGAGACUGUUUAAGGUAGAUGUCCAAUGAAGGUCUUCAAAGUACAUUGAAAAUGAGUCCCUAC